AUGGCUGCAUCUUCCCGUAUUGUGAAGAGGAUGGUGGACCUCUGCUCCAGCAGAAAAUGUGAUUUGGCUUUGGAUCAGAGCCGUGAGGGGAGUAUGGGGCCUGAAUUCAAGGUGCUGGCAGAACCCUGGAUCCCACUCAUGCUGGGAUCUCUGCAAGAGGGCAGAGCAGCUGCCAAUUUCCAGAUCCAGCUGGUUCUGGGGGGUGUGGUUCAGGGCCCCAGAGUGGAGAGCUCCGCACAGGAGACUGGACCGGAGCCGACAGAUGGAGUCCUCAACUCCAUGCCCCUGCAAGAGGCACAGAUACCUGAUACAUCCACAAGUAUGCAGCAUGACCUCAGGGGGGACAAACCAGCAAGUACCUGUACGCUGGAAGCAGCUGCAGCUUCCUCGCCACCUGCGGGCCUGGCCCGCCCGCCCACUGUGCUCAACACACCAGUGGCCGUGACUUUCUUCUCUACCUGGGAGGUGGACUUCUCCAGACCUGGCUGUGUGCCCAGAUUGUGCAGCUUCACGUUAAAGAAGCUGGUGGUCUUGAAGGGGCUGGAGAAGGAGCUUGUCUCCUUGGUGAUAGCAGUGCAGAUACAGGGUGCCAAGGGCAUCUUGAGAUCCCAUGAGAUUGUGCUGCCCAGCAGCGGACCAGUGGAGACUGACCUGGCGCUGACCUUCUCCCUGGAGUACCCCCACUUCCUCAAGAGAAAAGGCAACAAGCUGCAGAUCAUGCUGCAGCAGAGGAAGUGCAAUCACAACCGGACCAUCCUGGGCUACAGGACACUGGCCACAGGGGCCGUCCACAUUGCGGAGGUGAUGCAGGGACCACCUGAGGGUGGCCAGGUGCUGAGCCUCAGCAGCAGGAUCCAGGGGUCUUCCAUCACGGUGGCUGACAUCUGGAUCUCCUCCCUCUCCAGUCAGCCCAUCGACGACAAGGAUGGCAGCAUGCAGGCCAGCCCCAAGGCCAAGUCCAUGGAUAGCCACAUGGAGGGGACAUCUGAAAGCUUCACUGAGCUGGACGCCAGCUACAAUCUCACACACAAGCAGGACCUGGGGCAGCCCAAGAAGCAGCAGCGAUGCAGGCAACAAAACUAGAAGCAGAAAGUCAUGGCACUGCUUCCCAGGUCCCACAUGUCAUAAGAGGUCCUGGAGUCAGAUCAGGACCCUAAGGAGCAUGUCCCUGAGGUGGAGGAGGACCUGGACCUUCUCUAUGAUACCCUUCAGCAUCCCAGCGACAGUGGCCCAGACAUGGAGGAUGAUAGCAGCAUCCUCAGCAACACCAAGCCCAAGACCAGACAGUACUUUGAAGGCCUGGCACACUUCAGCUGGCAGACGGAGACGAGGAGCUUACACAAUGCCCGGAGCCAGAAGGAGCCUCCUCAGCCGGCCAACAUGCCCGGGAAGACCCAGGGCCCAGGCAGCAAGCUGUUCAGUGGCAGUGCCUCUGACUCGAUGGCCUACAGCACCCCACCCACCAAGCAGCCGGCACAGCCUGGGGACAGCCCGGAGGCAGGGACCUCUGCCCAGGACAUGAUCACUAAGAGGCGCACCACCAAGACCGAGUCUCUGGUCAUCCUUUCUACCAGCUCCAAGGGGAAGCAGCCCGCCCGCCGGGGCUGGAGCAGGUCCCUGAAUGAGUCGGCCAACAGCCUGAUCAAGGAGCGCUGCCCAGUCCCACAGAGCCAACUGCAGGUCCCCAGCAAGACUGUGUUCGACCAACUGAACCACAGCCUCAUCUCCAACGAUUAUCUGCCCAAGAACAUCAUUCUCAACAACACCUGCGACAGGCAGGGGCAGUCCCUGUCGGACGUCCUGCAGCAGCACACGCGGCCCGUCGUGUGCACCGGCUCCAUGGUGGAUGUCCAGGAGGCCUUCAGCUCCAUCAUCUCCUGGAUACAAAGGUACCGCAACUGCAAGACCGAGGCCACCAUGCCAGUGAAGAUCGCGGUGGCAGGGGAUCAGCACUACUUCAGCACCGUGCUGCAGGUCUUUGUGGAGCAGCUGUCCCACAAGGCCCCGGACUGGCUGGACUACAUGUGCUUCCUGGUCAUCCCGCUGGGUUCCCACCCCUUGGCCAGGUACCUGGGCUCCGUGGAUUGCCGCUACCACAAACUCUUACGGGACUUGGCCUGGUGGGAACUGUUCUACCACCUGGAGGCCCAGGAUGCUGUGCAGAACAUUGUGUUGAAAAUCAGAGAGUACCUCACAGGGGCCAGCUGUGUCCUCCAGCUGCCCAUCGCAGAGGCCAUGCUCAUCUCUAAGCCGAAGAGCCCGGACGAGCUGUCCUCGCAGAAGUUCAUUCCCUUUGUGGGGGCAGUAAAAGUUGGAAGAGUGGAGCCAAUUCCAGCCACGUCAGGAGACUCAGCUGAAGCCGUCCUCUCAUGCUCCAAUGUGCUUCUGUCCACCGCCAGGGAGGCCACACACAAGCUAAUUUCCUUGUCGUCAGUGAGUGGGGGCCUGUCCUCCCCCGGCCAGAGUGUGGGUGCUGAGCUGAUUGAGCUGCAGGUAGAUUACUGGACGGCAGCCCAGCCCAAAAACAGGAAGAGGGGCGGGGAGAUAGAAGACCUGCCUGCCACCAAAAACACACUCCGGUGCACCUUCCGGUCUCUCCAGGUCAGCAGGCUGCCCAGCAGCGGCGAGGCUGCAGCCACGCCCACAAUGGCCAUGACUGUGAUCACCAAGGAGAAGGAAAAGAAGGUGAUGUUUUUGUCGCAGAAGGACAAAGGCACGGACUUGGAGCCCAACAGGCAGUGCAUCCAGGGCAUCGGCCGCUUGGUCUGCUCAGCCAAGAACCAGGAGCACAGGCAGCAGGUCCUCAUUGACUGCGUGGAGUGGAACGACGUGACGUUCUUCCAGCUGGCAGCCCAGUGGUCCUCCCACGUCAAGCACUUCCCAGUCUGCAUCUUCGAACACAACAAUUCCACCUUCUAG
Messenger RNA from Myotis daubentonii (Daubenton's bat), 2919 nucleotides. Its product is annotated as phosphofurin acidic cluster sorting protein 2-like. Lineage: Eukaryota; Metazoa; Chordata; Mammalia; Chiroptera; Vespertilionidae. Gene Ontology annotation, molecular function: transmembrane transporter binding. The record is from RefSeq and is a predicted model, not a curated record. The transcript is spliced from 5 exons. Gene Ontology annotation, biological process: protein localization to plasma membrane.